This is a messenger RNA of Didymella exigua CBS 183.55, 657 nucleotides long. Its product is annotated as 60S ribosomal protein L32-A. The record is from RefSeq and is a predicted model, not a curated record. Gene Ontology annotation, cellular component: ribosome; cytosolic large ribosomal subunit. Gene Ontology annotation, biological process: translation. Gene Ontology annotation, molecular function: structural constituent of ribosome. The transcript is spliced from 6 exons. Lineage: Eukaryota; Fungi; Ascomycota; Dothideomycetes; Pleosporales; Didymellaceae. Bases 54 to 449 code for a protein of 131 amino acids.
CACAAUUUCAUCUCUUGACCUCAUCGUCGCAACUAACCCACACAGCAGACAAAAUGGCCGCCGCUAAGAAGCAUGUUGCGAUCGUCAAGAAGCACACCAAGCGCUUCAACCGCCACCAGUCGGACCGCUUUAUGCGUGUUGACCCCUCAUGGCGCAAGCCUAAGGGUAUCGACAACCGCGUCCGCAGGCGGUUCAAGGGCCAGGCUGCUAUGCCCAAGAUCGGUUACGGAUCCAACAAGAAGACCCGCCACCUGAUGCCCUCUGGCCACAAGGCCUUCGUCGUCAGCAACGUCAACGACGUCGACCUCCUCCUCAUGCACAACACCACUUUCGCCGCCGAGAUCGCCCACGCCGUUUCCGCCCGCAAGCGUAUCGACAUCAUCGCCCGCGCGAAGCAGAUCGGUGUCAAGGUCACCAACGACAAGGCCCGCGUCAAGACCGAGUCGUAGAGCAGCGUGGAUUUUCACUUGGGCGGGGCAUACAAGGCGUCUCUCUGCUUAGUUACGAUCUCAAUGGGAAGGCUUUUCUUCUGUGGCUCGCUGAACAAAAUUUGACGGGUGACAUGCAUGUCAUGCACACGCAGCAUCAUUGCGGCUUAUUGUCAAGGGAUGGCCGAGAGUAUGAAGGAGUAAGGAAAAAUGCAAUGAAAUGAGCCAC